Messenger RNA from Peromyscus californicus insignis, 1566 nucleotides. It is a transcript of the gene Yrdc, whose product is annotated as yrdC N6-threonylcarbamoyltransferase domain containing. Gene Ontology annotation, biological process: regulation of translational fidelity. NCBI's taxonomy places the organism in Eukaryota, Metazoa, Chordata, Mammalia, Rodentia, Cricetidae. The record is from RefSeq and is a predicted model, not a curated record. The transcript is spliced from 5 exons. Gene Ontology annotation, cellular component: cytoplasm. The coding region runs from base 121 to 963 and encodes 280 amino acids. Gene Ontology annotation, molecular function: double-stranded RNA binding; nucleotidyltransferase activity; tRNA binding.
CCUUCAAGUCGCCUGGGGGUCGCGGUCCCUUUAAGCUGCCCGGCGCGGAGGCGGGGCCGAGCCUCGGGGGCCGGAAGUUGGUCGCGUGCGUCACUUCCUCCCGGAAGCAGGUCUGGGCGGAUGUCUACUGCGCGUCCGUGUGCGGGGCUGAGGGCCGCGGUGGCGGCCGGCAUGGGGCUGAGCGACGGGCCAGCGGGCUCUGGCCGCAGCUGCCUCCUUCUACGCCCGCCCGCGCCCGCUCCGGCAGUUCCGGGGGCCCGGCUGUUGCGACUUCCGGGGAGCGGGGCCGUGCAGGCCGCGAGCCCCGAGCGCUCCGGUUGGACCGAGGCGCUGCGGGCCGCCGUGGCCGAGCUGCGCGCCGGCGCCGUGGUGGCGGUCCCAACUGACACGCUGUAUGGUCUGGCCUGCUCGGCGAGCUGCUCGGCGGCCCUGGGCUGCGUGUAUCGCCUCAAGGGCCGCAGCGAGGCCAAGCCGCUGGCCGUGUGCCUGGGCCGCGUGGCCGACGUCUACAGGUACUGCCAGGUGAGCGUACCCAAGGAGCUCCUGGAGGACCUGUUGCCAGGACCAGUGACCCUGGUGAUGCAGCGCUCCGAGGAGCUCAACAAAGACCUGAACCCCUUUACUCCUCUUGUUGGCAUCCGGAUUCCUAACCAUGCCUUCAUGCAGGACUUGGCCCAAAUGUUUGGGGGACCACUUGCACUCACCAGUGCCAAUCUCAGCUCCCAGGCCAGCUCGCUGAGUGUUGAGGAGUUCCAAGACCUCUGGCCUCACUUGUCCUUGGUCAUUGAUGGCGGGCCAAUUGGGGAUAGUCAGAGCCCCGAGUGCCGCCUCGGCUCUACUGUAGUUGACUUAUCUGAGCCUGGAAAGUUUGCCAUUAUUCGCCCGGGCUGUGCCCUAGAAACCACUACAGCCAUCCUCCAACAGAAAUAUGGGCUGCUUCCUUCGCAGGGGUCCUGUUCAUGAAACUUGGGGGGACCCAAGGAACAUGCUGGAUACUAUGUGUCUGCUAACUGGUUGGCAAGGCCUCAUUGGCAGAGGCUCCUGGAGCUCCACCUGUAGCCUGGCUUUUUAGGGAACAUCUCUCUGAACACUGUAGGCCAGAAGCUGCAGGUUGAGCCUUGUAGAAUCAUAAAUCAACCAAAAAUUGAACAAAGGUAAGAACAUUCUUAGAGCGGCCUUAUUAUUUUAAGGCCUCACUUUUUAAGUUGACAGUAAAUUGAGUGCAGAACUAGACUGUGCAGUCUAGAAGUCUCAGGACCAAUGCAGGAAAGUCAAGGAGCCCAAGACAGCUUUCCUGGGUACCAGAGAGAGGUCAUUUUAGGGAAAUUAUCCUAGGGGGUCCCAAGUGAAAUAAUACUGGAAAAGAAAAUCUUGACUGUUCUCGGCCAGUGACUUUCUUAUUUAUUGAUAAAAUAAAUCAUAUAGUUCUGUGUUCUAUUUAGCUUCACUGUUUCCUCAGAAGCCUUUUCUCUUUGUUCAUAGGUGUGCCAAGUAGCCUACAUAAUUAUUUUUGAGUAUUUAAGCUGUAUUUUUCUUUAUUAUUAAAAAAUGCUGCUGCAAACAGUU